Messenger RNA from Oreochromis aureus, 758 nucleotides. RefSeq lists its product as uncharacterized. The record is from RefSeq and is a predicted model, not a curated record. Bases 1 to 723 code for a protein of 240 amino acids. The transcript has 4 exons. NCBI's taxonomy places the organism in Eukaryota, Metazoa, Chordata, Actinopteri, Cichliformes, Cichlidae.
AUGAAAGCUACUUUUGAAUAUAGACAGAAGCUGGUACAUGACCCAGAUGCAACAUCAUCAAUCUUGGAUGUCUUCCCUCAUUUCCUUGAUACACCGGGGUUGAUUGAUCAGGAUUUUGCAAUGAUGCUUGGAGAUGAGGCCUCUGGAAGAUUUCUUACAAAGUGGUCUUCGUAUUUCAAGCAAAAAAUCAUCGCCGAAAGCCAAAGUCUUCCAUCAAGUCCUUGUGUUGAGGAGUUACGAGCAUCUUUUGAUACGGAGGCUUCAAAUGACUGGGGCUGGGAUAGUGACAUGGCAGCCCUUCUGUUGUUGCUGCAUCUCCUGCCCCCAACAUCAAAAGGCCACACAAAAACAGCAAAAAUUAGCUCUGCACAGGCAGCCAAUCAUCUUGUGAGAUUCGUCAAGAAAGGAGUCAGCCUCACUACUUUCCUGGAGAAAGCUAACACCAGGCAGCCCUUCCUUCUCUGCAUUGGUGAGCAAAAGAAGAACAUUCAGAGGUUCUUCAUCAUUGUGGACCAGAAAGCUAUCCCCUGUGAUGCUCCAACUUCAGCAGCUGCUUUUGAUGGGCUUUUCAAAGCACACUUUGUCUUCAGCCUCUCAUAUGAUGAAGCUCUUUCCAGUUUCUACACCUUCAUUCAAACCACAAUCUACAACAUUGAUGUUGGAAACACAAAAGAAAGCCCUCGAGUCAAGGAACUGAGAGCACGUCUGCUGCGAGACCGUUAAAUGCCCGCAAGGUCCACACGCUUUUAGGAGGAUUU